AUGGAAGAAGAAGAAGAAGAAGAAGAAGAAGAAGAAGAAGAAGAAGAGGAGCCGCCCGCGCCCGCGCCCGCAGCUGCGAUGCCCGCCGACCCGCGGCUGCCGUCGGUGCCGGUGGGCGUGCCGGCGCAGCUGCCGCGCCGCCCCCACGUGGAGCGCGACGCCUUCACUGCCGCCUUCGCCGUCGUCGCAGAGAUCACGCCGCCCAAGACACCUCCACCUCCAGAAGGUCGCGUCAGCCCGUUCCGCGGGCGCGGUUUCCGGCCGCCGACCCGCGCGUCCUCCCGGGCGGCGUCGCCGUCGCCGUCGGCCAAGCGCCGGCGGCCGUCGCGCAUCCCCAGGUCGACGUCGGGCUCUCCCGCCCACCGGCCGGCCGCCGGCAAGCACGGCACGCCGCGGGCGUCGAGGCCCGCCUCUCCGGGCAACGCCGCCGGUCCUGAGGGCCCGCACCAGAACGGUACCGCGCCGGCGCCCAACAUCGUCACCGACGGCGCGUCGCAGGACAGCCAGCAGUCGCAGGAGGCGGAGGCCGUAGCGGAAGACCCGGCGCUUCUCGGCGUCGGCGAGCGGCCGCAGCACGGGCUGUCCAUCCGAGGCGGCCUGGCUCUCAAGAAGGCGCUCGCGGGUCGGGUCGCAGCGUCCAAGGCCGGCCGCGAGCCACCGCCACCUGCCCCCGCCGCCGAAGACGAGAGCCGGAGCUGCCACGGAAGCCUCAAGAACGCCGCCAACGCCGCCGCCGUGCGCUCCAGGCUCUCCUCGCCGAAGGGUGGCAGGCCCGCAGCUAGCGGGGAGCCGGUGUCUCGAGGGUCGAGGCCGAGCGUCGGUACUGCCCUCAGACUCGCAUCGCGUCUGCAGUCGCCGAGGAGCAGGCGGAGCGCGCAACAGCAGGACUCGGGAGGCGGCGAGGACGGCGUCGACGCGCCCGAAGAACAGGAAGACGGCGGCGGCGACGCGGGUCGUAGAGGCGGCGGCGGCGGCACGGGUCUGGCUGGCGUCGCCAGGCUAGCGUCGCGCGUCCAGUCGCCCUCGGCGGCGACCAGGGGGCGGAGGCAGGAGGAAGCAGCCCGGGGGCAGAAGGCCGGUACCGGAGGCGUGGCCACUGCUCUCUCACUGGCGGCGCGCAUCCAUUCCGGAAAGAGACGCGGCGCUUCGCCGGCUGCAGGUGACGACGACGCAGACGGCGGUGAGGUCGGAGGCGGAGACGGCGCCGGUGGCGGCAUACCGUUGCGCGCGGCUGCGGGCGUGGCAGCGGCAGCUAGGCGCGCCCGCUCCCCCAAAGCUGCGGACGCGGCCAACGCCGCCAGGGGCUCUACGGGAGCCGGCGCACUGAGAGGCGUGGCGGCGGCCGCUUCCCGCCUGCAAUCGCCGCGCGGCCAGAGAGGAGCAGCCAGCAGCGGCGGCGGCGGAGGAGGAGGGACGACGGUGGGAUCGUUCGCGAUGGCAGCGUCUGUGGCCUCUCGAGUGCAGUCUCCCAGGGGCCGAGCCGCUGCUGGAGCAGCAACAGCCGCCCCUGGUUCGUCGGUCGGGUCCGUGGCCGCUGUGGCGUCCGUGGCGUCCAGGGUGCAGUCCCCGCGCAGCCGACCAGGAAGCGGCAAACACUCGUCGCUGGCGUCGACGGCCUCCGUGGUGUCGCGCAUGCAGUCGCCGGGCAGCAAGGCGGUCUCUCGGCGCGGCCAGCAGCUGCAGCAGCAGCCGUCCCGGACCGGGGGCCGGCUGGGCGGGCUGAUGACGCUCUCCGUGAUGCGGCGGCGCGCAGACCCGGUGUACGUGACGCCCACGAUGGCUUCACCGUCCAGCGUCACUGCCACGGUGACCAGCGUGUCCAACCGCACCACCACCACCCCUGCCGCGCUCGCUUCCACCGGCGCUGCCGCCUCCGCCGCCUCGGCCUCCCACAAGCAGCCGAUGGCGCCCGUCGAGGAACCCACCGUCACCACCGCCGCAGCGACACAGGUACACCUGGCGUCGGUCUCGCUGCUGGCGGAGCCAAUCAGCGUGUCUGCUGCCCCCGCCGCCUCCACCGCCCCCGCAGCACCGGCCACGCCCAGCACGCCCGACACGUCUAGCGCGCUGGUGGCCUGCACCACGACGCCCGCUCUGCAGCUGGCCGACCCCGCAGCCGAGCCGCAGGCCCAGGAGCAGCCGCAGCAGCAGCUGCACAAGAGCGACAAGCCCGCCGCCAGCCUCUCCGUGGCCUCCAGCAAGGCGGCGCCACCGCUCGGUCCGGCUGCCUCCACCCCCAAGCCGGCGGUGGCAGCGACGACGGCGGAAGCCCCCGGCAAGGCCUCUGGGAACCCGACGUCUUCCUCCGGUGGCGGCAACGCCGGCGAUGCAGACACCCAGGGCGGCCAGGGCCCGCGCGUCGACAGCGCCUCGCUAGUCAAGAAGCUGCUGGCGUCGAAAGCGGCCGCCGAGGGCAAGGCCCCUGCUGCCGGGGGCGGCGCGAGUGGGACCGGCGCCAAGGCUGAGGCUGCGGGGGCGGCGGCUGCGGCCAAGGCAGCCACGGGCGCCGUCAAGACCAGCCACAUGGGCGUGCCCGCGGCGCGCAAUGCGGGGUCGGAGAAGCAAGGCUCGGUGAAACAAGAGGGCAGCAAGAGCAACAGCAACAGCAACAGCGACAUCAAGUCGGCGAGCAGUAGCAACGGUGCCAUCACCACGAGCGAACGUCUGGUGCAGGAAGGGCCCGAUGCAGAGACACUCAGCGCCAACAAGCUCAUGACCGCCAAAGGGCCGGCGGCGGGCCAGCCGGCGUCGGUGAUCGGCGGCCCCCAGAAGGCCAGCCUGCAGCCGCCAAGGACCACCACCGACGCCAGCGCCGCCCCCGCCGGCGGACGACUGCGGCGCUUCUUCUGCGCGCCGUGGGACAAGGUCGCCUGCUGCGCCGGCAGGAAAAAAGGUACGUGUCUCCUCUCCCUGAACAUUGAACACGGCCUGUGA
Schistocerca piceifrons (Central American locust) is the source of this 2934-nucleotide messenger RNA. Its product is annotated as protein SPT2 homolog. Bases 1 to 2934 code for a protein of 977 amino acids. The record is from RefSeq and is a predicted model, not a curated record. NCBI's taxonomy places the organism in Eukaryota, Metazoa, Arthropoda, Insecta, Orthoptera, Acrididae. The transcript has 9 exons.